Messenger RNA from Phyllostomus hastatus (greater spear-nosed bat), 2239 nucleotides. RefSeq names its product syntaxin 1A (gene STX1A). Gene Ontology annotation, cellular component: plasma membrane; synaptic vesicle; SNARE complex. Lineage: Eukaryota; Metazoa; Chordata; Mammalia; Chiroptera; Phyllostomidae. Gene Ontology annotation, molecular function: SNARE binding; SNAP receptor activity. Gene Ontology annotation, biological process: synaptic vesicle fusion to presynaptic active zone membrane; exocytosis; intracellular protein transport. The transcript is spliced from 10 exons. The record is from RefSeq and is a predicted model, not a curated record. Bases 53 to 919 code for a protein of 288 amino acids.
CGCAUGCGGGACUCACAAGGCUGCAGCCGGCGCCGCGGCCACUCCCGGGAGCAUGAAGGACCGAACCCAAGAGCUCCGCACGGCCAAGGACAGCGAUGAUGACGAUGAUGUCACUGUCACCGUGGACCGAGACCGCUUCAUGGAUGAGUUCUUCGAACAGGUGGAGGAGAUCCGAGGCUUCAUUGACAAGAUCUCAGAGAACGUGGAGGAGGUGAAGAGGAAGCACAGCGCCAUCCUGGCCUCCCCCAACCCUGACGAGAAGACGAAGGAGGAGCUGGAAGAACUCAUGUCCGACAUAAAGAAGACAGCAAACAAAGUGCGCUCCAAAUUGAAGAGUAUCGAGCAGAGCAUUGAGCAGGAGGAAGGCCUGAACCGCUCAUCCGCCGACCUGAGGAUCCGGAAGACACAGCACUCCACACUGUCCCGGAAAUUUGUGGAGGUCAUGUCUGAGUACAAUUCGACACAAUCUGACUACAGGGAGCGCUGCAAGGGCCGAAUCCAGAGGCAGCUGGAGAUCACUGGCCGGACCACGACCAGCGAGGAGCUGGAGGACAUGCUGGAGAGUGGGAACCCGGCUAUCUUUGCCUCUGGGAUCAUCAUGGACUCCAGCAUUUCGAAGCAGGCCCUAAGCGAGAUUGAGACUCGGCACAGUGAGAUCAUUAAGCUGGAGAACAGCAUCCGUGAGCUGCAUGACAUGUUCAUGGACAUGGCCAUGCUUGUGGAGAGCCAGGGGGAGAUGAUUGACAGGAUUGAGUACAACGUGGAGCACUCCGUGGACUACGUGGAAAGAGCCGUGUCUGACACCAAGAAGGCCGUCAAGUACCAGAGCAAGGCGCGCCGGAAGAAGAUCAUGAUCAUCAUCUGCUGUGUGGUCCUGGGCAUUGUCAUUGCCUCCAUCUUUGGAGGUAUCUUUGGAUAGAAACUACCCCACCUGCCACUCCACUCUGGAUGGUCCACCCUAAGGAAGCCCCCUGGCUGCUGACGCCCUUCGGCUCGGAACCUCUCCUUCCCACUCCACACUGCUCCUUUCUGUAACGGGGCUCUCCAUACCCACCCUGCCCUGAGCCGUCGUGUGCAUGAUCUUUGUAACAGUGUGCGUCUGUACGAGAGAGGUAGAGGGGAGCCAGGCUGGAAACAGCCAGUGGGGUGGGGACAGGUCAGCAAGGGACAGACUCAGGCCCUGGCCCAGGCUGCCUCACCCUUUAUAGGCAGGGCUGCGGGAGGUAGCCAUGUUCCCCUUCCUCUGCCUCUAGUAAUUCCACUCUUAACCCGGGGGUCUGCCUUCUCUGGGUAUCAAGACUCUCUGGACUCUAACCUUGCCUCCUAUUGACCCACCCAUCUGCCCUGUCUUCUCCAGCUGUCCCCCUAAGCCCAGCCCCCUGAGGGGUGGGGACCAGCUGGCCACAUGGUGCUGCUUUUCAGGUUAGGGGAGGGAUGGCCCUGAGAGACAGCCCAGCUCUAAGCCUCUUAACAGCCAAUCACUGCCAGGGAGGCUCAGGGUGCUGUGGCCAGGUGGCUUCUGGCCAUGUUAAGACCAGGCUCCCUCCCCUACCUAUGGGCAGAGUCCAACAGGUCUUUGACUGCCUCAACCUCCCUUCCCACAUUCCUAGAGCACCAGGAGCAACCUGGGCUUUGCCUGACCCCAGAUCACAUCCUGGAAGAGGCUGGCUGGUGCCUGGUCUCCAGCCACCCUUGGAGCUAGAGAGGCAGAGCAGGCCCCGGUCUGGCCAAGCCCACAACCUGGGCUAGCCGUUCUCCUCAGCAGGCCUUAGUUAGGUCAUCAAGCCAUUGUGUUGCAUGUUUGGGACAGUGGUCCCUGCUCUUUUGUGCUCUGGGAAGUCAGGUAUCACUUCAGGCCUGCAAUCACAUCCUCCCCUUGCUUGUCCCCCAUUGAUGUGCCACGUGAGUGUCAGGUGUCUUGGAUGCAGUAUUCAGCAGCUAGCCAGGGAGGGGUACCUCCCUCCCCACCAUCUCGGGGCUUUUCAAGUCAGAAAUGUGCCCCCACUUCAAGAUCCUUCUCUUCCUCGUUGACAGGCAAGGAGUGUGCAUGCAAGUGCAUGCGGCAGGGAGUGGGGCCAAGUCUGAGCCCCACUUCCCUCAGCUUUGCUCCUGCCCAGUGACUGUGACCACUGUCCGUGUUGCCUUCUUUAAUGACUUCCCUGCCCUCCUUUACCCCUUCACCAAAGGUCUUGGUACAACCAGCUGCCCAUUUUGUGAAAUUUUUAUGUAGAAUAAACAU